Molecule: messenger RNA, 721 nt
Organism: Aspergillus alliaceus
Lineage: Eukaryota; Fungi; Ascomycota; Eurotiomycetes; Eurotiales; Aspergillaceae
Product: ADP-ribose 1''-phosphate phosphatase
Exons: 3
Coding region: 87-671 (194 amino acids)
Biological process (GO): peptidyl-glutamate ADP-deribosylation
Source: RefSeq, a predicted model, not a curated record
CUCCUGACUCAUUUGUUUUGUUUUGUUUUGCACCAAAGGCACAUACUUGAGAAAUCUCGACACAAUAGGCCGCCAAUAUUCUCACAAUGGCUCACAUAAGAGAGGUACAAGGAAAUCUCUUCGACGCACCAGAUAGGGCAGCUUUAAUCCACGCCUGUAACUGCCUUGGGUCUUGGGGCAACGGGAUCGCAAGAGCUUUCACGCAGAAGGUAGUAUAUCCGGCCGCAUACGGAAUCUACCGCACACAUUGUCAAAAGUAUAAAUCUAAUCCAGCGUACAGAGUGACUUCGACUCCAUCAGAUGAACCGGACAAUUCUCAACCUACCAGAAAUCUUCGACUACCGGAGGGGACAGCUCUCAUUAUCCCGCCUCAGGAGAAAGACCACAAAGACGGAGAUAAGAAGCACUGGAUCAUCUGCUUGUUUACAUCACGGAAUUAUGGAAGAAGAGUCAGUACGGCUGAUGUCAUUAUCCAGAAUACGGAGCUUGCUGUCGCGGAUAUGGUGAGACAGAUUGAUGAGUUGCGGGCUGAAGAGACGGAGAUUGGGGAGCUCUGGUCGUGUCGGUUUAAUUCGGGGCUGUUUGGCGUGAAGUGGGCGCUUUCGAGGGCGGUUUUGGAAGAGGCGGGGUUGGAUGUUACUGUUGUACGGCCGAAGGGUGAAGAUGAGUGAUAGUGAGAACAUGCACUACAAAGCAUUUUAUAUCUAGUCCCUGUCAAAAC